AUGGGCCGCCGUACGACUCGAUCCCAAGUCACUUUGCCCGAUGAAAUCCUCCAGGUUUCUCAGCAUUCGCCAAUGAAACAGGCGAGAAUGUCAAGGAAUGCAGCAGCGUCGACAAGCAAAACCAGCCCAGACGACAUGCUCGAUGUCAGCGGCUCGGAAGACGAACUUUUGCUCUCCCCGAAGAAACGUGCCAACACACCCCCGCCGACCGCGACAGGGAAGCGGUCAGCGUCGCCCUCCUCGGAGAAUGGACUGGCAGAGGGAUCUCCGGAAGAGGGUAGAGGAUCGAAACGCGUCAAACGGGAUGCGGAAGAGUUGCAGGAACCCAGGACGCACGAAUCGAAAACCAGGGCUGGGACCGCGCAUACAAGGAACCAUUCAGACUCGAAUGCCAUCGCCAACAAACGGUCAAAGCGUCAGACGUCGAGGUUACGCUCCGAGAAGCCUAGAUCAAUCGCCAGCGACCAACCGUUGAACCGUGAAGCUUCGUUACCUCCGGAUGACCAUGGACGAGCUCAAUCUGUGCCAUUGCUGUUCCCAGCGACGUAUUCCUACCCACAUAUCGACCUGGCCAACCUACCUCCUUCUCCGACACGUAGCAAGCCAAGGUCACGCUCGCCGUCUAAGAGUUCUAAAAGCUUGACCCCCAAGAUGCGUAUAACACCUCUGCCUGUUGUUCCAACCCGUUUGCCAUCCAUACCGGAUGAAUCGACACGGGAAAUGGACGUGGAUCAGGAUGCACAGUCCCAACCCCAGGAAACUGAAGUGGACAUGGUGGAACCAUCCUCAGAAACAGUGUCGGGCAGUCCAAAGGAGCGGGAGCCUCCUUUGAAAGUGAUCACCGAAGUGUCAAUACCAUUGGAACCAUCCGACCAAGUUGGCCCUCAAGAGCCAGAACCUGUUACCCCAGUCGCAGAAGAUGAUACGGCCCCUCCCUUGUCGCCCCUUACUCCUGCUCCCGAAACCCCUUACCCUGUAGCGAAGAUCCCGACAGCGGUGACGAUUACGACUCAAGAAACCAAGGUAGCGUCCGUGAAGGAGAAAACAUUCCCUUCGAAGCCUGCCAAAGAAAAGGCACCUCCCCCUGCACCUCCCAAGAUCGACAAAGGCAAACAACCUGCAAUCAUCCCCUCGAAAACCGACAAGUCAGCGCCGCAGCCCGACAAGCAAAAUCGAUUGCGUCGGCUGACCACCGCGAUGCCUCGUCCCACUAAAGUAGCACCCCGUGCCAUGGGCUUGAGCACUGCGCCUCCAACUGGAAAUGGGUCGGAACCUUCUUCAAGUAAGAUACCGAUGGCGGGGACUAUAGGCACUGGGCCUCGCAAUGCAUUCAACCUCUUGAUGAACAAGGCGGGCUCUUCAAAGACGCCAGCUGCAGAAAGCAAGACUUCUGGCUUUCAGCAAAAGGUAAAGAACAUCUUCAACGUGUCCUCUUCGUUGGAUAAGGGAAAGGGAAAGGCGGGAGGGAUCAAGGCGAAGAUGAAAGGAAGAGUAAGGCCUGAAACUCAAGCUGCACCUGCUCUGAUUCCAGUUCCUAUGGACGAAGACGAAGAAACACACGCCAAUCUAAACGAUGAAGAACCUGUUCCACCCACCCCUGACGAGGAUGGUCAAGAUGAUGCCCCUCGGCCAGAGACUUCAAUAUCGAGACCCGCCUCUCCUCCAGCACAUCCAACACAAUCGGAACCUGUUCAAAAAUUAGCCCAGACGAAAGAGUCGAUUCAACCUGAGGUCCAACCUGAGGUCCAAGUUCAAUCUCCAGAAGAGGCCGUCACUGCGAACGAUGUCACCAAUCCAUCCGUACAUCCACCCACGUCGAACGGAGAGCAGGACGAUACCCUGAUUGCUCCAGAGCCUCCUCAAGACGUCGCGAUGGGGGAACCAGAGGCGGAGCUCGAUGUUCCUCUAUCAACCGAACCUGUGACAGUUGAACCAGUGCCUCCGACUACUGAGGAACCUGAACCCGAGCCCGCCCCAGCAAACCUUGAAGUCCCUCCAGAACCAGGACCGUCGAAAGCUGCAGCGUUGGGCAAGAAACGAGUACCCUCAGCCGUGCCCGCCGUUGGUCGCGUUACGAGGAGCAGUUCAAACCGGAAAGCCCCGGUCUCUGAAUCGAAGCCUCCAGUACCCAUGGCGAAGACGAGACAGACCACCCUCAACUUCGCAAAGGCUACUCGGUCUGCCUCCCUCAAACGAAAGACUCCUGCCAAUGAUAAAGCUACGGAAGAUUCCAUCCCCACUGGAGACACUGCAGCCCCGUCGAUAUCUGUCAAGGCAAAAUCAAAGUCUGGUAGUGAGCAGAAACCCGCCGAGGAACCUACGGCCGGCCCUAGUCGAGCACCACUCGCUAUUGAGACAUCCAAGAGUCUACCCAGAGGUUCUCCAAUGAAGGUCAACGAAUCCCCUGUUCGAAGAUCGCCUAGGAAUCUUGCCACUUCACGGUCGACUCCCUCGCUCAAGACCCCCUCGUCGUCCCCCGCCAAGUUGAGGAAACCUUUCCAGUCAACGACGCCCGGUUCACCAUCGAAGAAACUUGCUCGCUCUGCGUCCAUGAACGCUGGUCGUCGAAGUGCCAACCUGAGCGAGAACCGGUUUGCGAAAAAUGGAUCCACACUAUCUACCCUUUCAAACGCCUUGGAGCAACUCCGAAUGCCCGCGCCUUCUCGGCCGAGUACGAGCAUGGGCUUCAAUCGCGACGGCAAUGGGAAUAGUGAUGAUGAUGAUUCUGUCGAACCCAAAAGCCAAACUCAGGACGACUCCGCUGUUGGGAAGAAGACGGUAGGAAACUCCCACUCGACUGGUGCUGUCGGACGGUCUGCGACUCUCGGUGCCAACCACUUUUCCAAGGCAACAGGGCUUGCUAGACCACCUGGACGAGGUCCGUUUGCAGGCCGUGCAAUGCGUGGGCGUCCACUGUUUGGUGUUGGAACAGGAACCCUUGGGCGAAGGCAUACGGCAAAGGCAAGCAAGAACCCGACGUUGCCCAGUGUCAUGGGUAGCCCGGUGAAAGGUGGGGGUGAUGCCGACGUUUCAAUGACAUUCGACGACCAAAACGCCGUUCAACCUCUCAACCUCGGAGGACCUUCAAACCAGAAUGACUCGGCAUUGGUUGACGAUAUGGACGUUGAAGAAAUCGAGGUGUCUAAUGGGAAGGGCAAGGAACGCGCCACAGAUUCGGACGAGUAUUCGUCUCGUCGGGCGUCGAUGGCCUCUCACUUCCUCGCUCAAUCUGUUUCUGCAUUCCGGGAAUCCGAAGCAGCCACUACAGGCGGGAAGGGACUCAUGGGACCUCCACCGCUACCCUCCACCGUCAAGCAGAGCUCGAACAACUCUUUACCCUCUACCGCUGCAACGGCUGGAGCUGACGACACCUCGUCCAAUGGUACGCCCCCGGGACGGAGAAGCACUCGGUCAGCGGCCCUGGCUGCUUCUCAGGCUAUCGCAAAUGUGGCUGCUAGCUCGAGGAGGGCGCCUCCCCAAGAGGAGAAACCUUCACCGGAUGAUGCUCUCAAGUUCCUCAAAGACUGUAGGAUCUUUGUUGAUGUCAGAACAGAGGAAGGGGAGGAGGCCGGUUCCCUGUUUGUUGAAAUGUUGGAGGUUGCUGGCGCUCGGCUGCUUCAACGCCCCGGACAAAGCUGCACUCACAUUGUCUACAAGAACGGUUUGCCAAGUACGGUAAACCGUUACAAGAUGCUCCGAGAUCCUAAGCCACUGGUCGUGGGUAUCGCUUGGGUCGUAGAAUGCGUUGAACAACGUAAAAGGGUCCACGAGGAAGAGUACCUGAUUGAUCUCGAAGUGGAAAGCCUCUUCCAAACCACCGGCAAACGUCGUCGUUCAAUGAUUCCCAAGCUCAUCUCUCGCGAUUUCCUCAUGGAAGCGGGACCUUCUGGAGACGCAGCAGGAGACGAAUCCAACGACGGAGACGUUAGCAUGGACGGCUCGACAUCUUCUCUCGUGGACGACUUGACCCCGCUCGAACGAGCCCGUAGACGCAAGAGUGCCAUUCCGCCUCAACUCUAA
This is a messenger RNA of Coprinopsis cinerea okayama7#130, 4020 nucleotides long. RefSeq lists its product as hypothetical. NCBI's taxonomy places the organism in Eukaryota, Fungi, Basidiomycota, Agaricomycetes, Agaricales, Psathyrellaceae. Bases 1 to 4020 code for a protein of 1339 amino acids. The record is from RefSeq and is a predicted model, not a curated record. The transcript has 7 exons.